UUUUCAAAGAGGGGACGUGCAGCAGAGCCUCCCAACCUGACUUUUCUCUCCCAAUGGCCAUCCCUGCACAAAACAAACAAGGGGAAGCUGGGCUCCACAGCGCCCUGCGUUCACAGGCUCCACAGCCAGAAUAAACGUCCUGGCUUAAAAUGGACAUUAAUCAGGCCUGCUGGGAGGGUGAACGGGAAGCAGAAAGGCGCGGCGGCUCCUUCCAAGUUUCUGUUGGCAGAGAGGGCAGAACUGCCAACUCCGAGUGAAAGAUGUUUUCACCAUGUGCAAGAGCAGAGAUGGCCAGCCCGGCACCCCAGCCCCGCUCACAGCUCUAGGCUGAUGCUUCUCAGCGGAAAGAGCUCUUUCUCUCUCAACCGUUUCAGUAAUCUUAUCCUAACCUGGCACAGAACCUCAUCCUUCCUUGGGACAUAGGAAUGUUUGCUGCUAGACAUCAAUAAAAUCCAUCUCCUUAAUGUCUCUCCUGGGGUUCAUCACGGGGUGGGGUUCAUUCCGCACCGUUCUGAGAUAGAGUCAGAGGAAUCUGCUGGGUCUCCUCUGGCUCUGAAUAAGUUCACCAGGCAUCUCUACCUUACCCAGAAGAGAAUCGUUUAUUUGCACACCGCCAGCAAUAACCAGAUUGGGUUCUUGCUCCAGUCUUGGGCCUGUCAUUCAAGGCUGCUCUGUUCCUGCAGGCCUUCUGAUGAGUGCCACAUUCUGUUCCGCUAACCUGGGUGAAGCUCCCUCAAAUGCUAGUUUCAAGGAGUCCUUGU
Molecule: messenger RNA, 761 nt
Organism: Callithrix jacchus (white-tufted-ear marmoset)
Lineage: Eukaryota; Metazoa; Chordata; Mammalia; Primates; Cebidae
Source: RefSeq, a predicted model, not a curated record